AUGCCUUCUCCAGAUGAAGCCUCAACUUCUUCUUCUUCAGACCCUGCCCCAACGUUCGAGUCGCUUGGGCUGAUAGAUCCGCUGCUGGAGGCCGUCAAGCAAAUGAACUUCAAUACACCUAUGGAUAUUCAACUCCAGUCUCUUCCACAUGCUCGUCAAGGCAGAGACAUCAUUGGCGUAGCAUCUACCAGCUCCGGAAAGACAGCUGCUUUUGCACUUCCUAUCCUCCAAAAGUUAUGGGAGGAUCCAAAGGGUCUGUUCGCGUGUGUUCUUUCGCCCGCCAGGGAACUUGCCUACCAGAUCUCGCAGCAGUUUGAGGGUCUCGGUUCAUCCAUGGGGGUGCGGUGUGCAACUAUUGUGGGAGGGAUGGACACGAUGGCCCAAUCGGUCGCACUAGCAAAACGGCCGCAUAUCGUGGUUGCUACUCCCGGACGGCUGAAUGACCACCUAGAGAACACUAAGGGAUUCAGUUUGAGAGGCCUGAAAUUUCUGACAUUGGAUUUCGGGCCUAUCAUUGACAACAUAUUAAAGGUCAUACCGAGGGAACGUACGACAUACCUGUUCUGUGCAACGAUGACCACAAAGGUUGCCAAGCUUCAGCGAGCGAGCUUGUCCAAUUCCGUCCAUAUAGAAGUCUCAGAAAAGUAUUCUACAGUGUCGACAUUACUGCAAUACUAUUUGUUCAUCCCGCUAGUCCAGAAAGAUGUCCAUUUCAUAUAUUUGGCCAACAUCCUGGCACAAAACUCAAUCAUUAUAUUCACCCGGACCGUCCAUGAUGCUCAAAGACUGUCGAUUGUUUUGCGCACUCUCAGAUUCCCCGCGGUCCCCUUGCAUGGCCAGUUGAGCCAAAGUGCCCGUUUGGGUGCACUGGCAAAGUUGAAGACUUCUACUCUCACUCAUGUUCCGCAUUACAGAGGUCUGGAUAUCCCGCAUGACGCUCGAGGCGGAGGAGCAGAAUGCAUUUCUUCAGUGAGCGCCGGCCACUCGAAUGGGAGGAUCUCAUCGCUUGCUCAUGAGGUGUAUAAGCUCACCCAUCUCGAUGAGCCCGCCGUAGCGAUCGCGCGUGCUCACACACACAUCCACGAUCUGCACGCUGAGCUCGUACUGCCAGUCGCCGAGGUUGAGCCCACCCACCAGCUGCCCUUGCGUGGGCCCGCGAGCGGUCGACGCCGAUCGACGUACACAUGCGCUGAAAGGCAUGCCGGAGCUAUGGAUCAUUCCUGA
Laetiporus sulphureus 93-53 is the source of this 1224-nucleotide messenger RNA. Its product is annotated as P-loop containing nucleoside triphosphate hydrolase protein. Bases 1 to 1224 code for a protein of 407 amino acids. The record is from RefSeq and is a predicted model, not a curated record. Lineage: Eukaryota; Fungi; Basidiomycota; Agaricomycetes; Polyporales; Laetiporaceae. The transcript has 7 exons. Gene Ontology annotation, molecular function: RNA helicase activity; nucleic acid binding; ATP binding.